This is a messenger RNA of Arabis nemorensis, 321 nucleotides long. The record is from the annotation of a GenBank genome assembly. NCBI's taxonomy places the organism in Eukaryota, Viridiplantae, Streptophyta, Magnoliopsida, Brassicales, Brassicaceae.
AUGGUUACAAUCUUACAUGUGGAUCGUCAUGUUGAUGUGCUUGUGAAGAAAUCCUCAGGUGGAGUAUUGUUGCCCAAAUCGGCUGUGAAAUUCAAGAGGUACCUAAUGGGCAAGGUUCUCUCUCUUGGGUCUGAGGUUGGAGAAGUAAAGCCUGGCAAGAAGGCAGCUCCUAGAGAGAAAAAUAGACAAUCAGUGUCUAUGUUUCAUCCUAUAAAAUUUGUAAAGGAUUAUGUUCCAGAUCCACUCAAAGCUCAGGUGUUGUGUUGGCUAGCUGGAAGAGGCUUAAGCCAAGAGUUCAUGCUCCAACAGCACCACACGUGA